Messenger RNA from Maudiozyma barnettii, 1860 nucleotides. RefSeq names its product Agp2p (gene AGP2). The transcript has a single exon. Gene Ontology annotation, molecular function: amino acid transmembrane transporter activity. The record is from RefSeq and is a predicted model, not a curated record. Gene Ontology annotation, biological process: amino acid transmembrane transport. The coding region runs from base 1 to 1860 and encodes 619 amino acids. Gene Ontology annotation, cellular component: membrane. Lineage: Eukaryota; Fungi; Ascomycota; Saccharomycetes; Saccharomycetales; Saccharomycetaceae.
AUGGUUGAUGAAAAGAUUCAUUCUAAUAAUACUAAUGAUGAUGAUAAUUGGUCAAUGAAAAAGGAUAAAAAUUUUGUCACAGAAAAUAUAUAUUCGACAGAAUCGUAUAGUCAUCAUACAGGAUCUCAUCAAUUGAAAAAUAAUAGUAAUAUGGAAAUUUAUGAUUUAGAUAGUAUAAAUAAAAUUAAAAAUAACAAUAUUGAUAUUGAUAUUGAUAAUGGUGAUGGAUAUAGUCAUGAUAUCAAUAGCAAUGGUUCAGGUGAUGAUGACGAAGAAGAAGAAAAUAAUUCUAGAACGAAUUUAUUAAUGAAUACAAGAAUUCACAGGAAAUUAGUAAAUAGACAUGUUCAAUUUAUUGCAAUUUCUGGUGUCAUUGGUACUGCAUUAUUUGUAGCCAUUGGGAAACCAAUGUACUAUGGGGGUGCAGGGUUCCUAUUAAUUGCAUUUGCAAUGUGGUGCGUUCCAAUUCUUGCUAUAACGGUCUCGACAGCAGAAAUGGUCUCAUUCUUACCUGUAAGUUCUCCAUUUUUAAGACUCGCUAAGAAAUGUACAGAUGAUUCUUUAGCUAUGAUGGCUAGUUGGAAUUUUUGGUUUUUAGAAUGUGUACAGAUACCAUUUGAAAUUGUUUCUGUUAACACAAUUAUACAUUUCUGGAGAGAUGAUUAUUCACCUGCUAUACCUUUAGUAGUUCAAUCUAUCUUAUAUUUACUCAUAUCUGUUUGCGCCGUUGGAUAUUACGGUGAAUUAGAAUUUUGGUUAUCAUCAUUCAAAAUCAUCUUAGCUUUAGGCUUAUUCAUUUAUACUUUUAUUACAAUGGUGGGUGGUAAUCCCCACCACGACGUUUAUGGAUUUAGAUAUUUCGGUGAUGCUCCUUUUAAAAAAUAUUUCCCAGAUGGUAUAGAUCGUGGCGCUCAUAUAGGUUACUUCCAAGGAUUUUUGGCAUGUUUAAUUCAAGCUUCAUUCACGAUUGCUGGUGGUGAAUAUAUUUCAAUGUUGGCAGGUGAAGUGAAGUUACCUAGAAAAGUGUUACCACAAGCAUUUAAACAAGUCUUUGUUAGAUUGACAGUGAUGUUCAUUGGUAGUUGUUUAUGUGUAGGAAUUGUCUGUUCUGCUAAUGAUGCCUCAUUGACCGCAGCAAUCAAUGAAUCAAGACCAGGCGCUGGGUCGUCUCCUUACGUUAUCUCAAUGCUGAAUUUGGGUAUCAGAAUCUUACCUGAUGUGGUAAAUAUUGCGUUGAUCACAGCUGCAUUUUCUGCAGGUAAUGCAUACACAUACUGUUCCUCAAGAACAUUAUAUGGUAUGGCUUUAGAUGGGUAUGCACCAAAAAUUUUCACAAAAUGUAAUAAACAAGGGGUACCCAUUUAUGCCGUUUGUGUUUCAUUAUGCUGGGCUUUGAUCAGUCUAUUACAGUUGAAUUCGAAUAGUGCUGUUGUAUUAAAUUGGCUUAUUAACAUUAUCACCACUUCUCAAUUGAUAAAUUUCGUCUGUCUAUGUGUCAUUUAUCUAUUCUUUAGAAGAGCUUAUUUGGUCCAAAAGGAUACUUUACCACAAUUACCAUUCAAAUCAUGGUGGCAACCAUGGACAGCCAUCUUUGGUAUGUCAUGUGCAUUGAUCAUGAUCUUUGUACAAGGUUACACUGUGUUUUUCAGUAAAUUAUGGAACGUUCAGGAUUUCCUUUUCAAUUAUCUUAUGAUCUUCAUUGAUUUGGGAAUAUAUUUAGUUUAUAAAUUAUUAUGGUGUCGUGGUAAAGAUAAAUUCAAAGAUCCACAUACCAUUGAUUUCAUGACUGAUUUAAGAGAAAUUGAAGAACAUGAGCUAGAUCAUUCUUUUGAAAAAUUCAAAUUCUACUUAGAUACGUGA